Molecule: messenger RNA, 696 nt
Organism: Pyrus x bretschneideri (Chinese white pear)
Lineage: Eukaryota; Viridiplantae; Streptophyta; Magnoliopsida; Rosales; Rosaceae
Product: receptor-like protein EIX2
Exons: 3
Coding region: 1-696 (231 amino acids)
Molecular function (GO): protein binding
Source: RefSeq, a predicted model, not a curated record
AUGAAGAUACUAAUGCAUUGCAAAAGUCUUUACACACUUCUUAUUGGCGGUUCAUUUGACUGCAAGGCAAUAUCAACUGAUGAUGACAUGGUUGAUUUUCAUGGAUUCCAGAAUCUUCGUGUCUUGACUUUGGAUAAUUGUGGGCUCACUGGUCAGAUACCUGGUUCGAUAGACCUAGGGGGCAAUAACAUUAGUGGUAGUAUACCUACUGAGAUCGGACAACUGCAGCUUUUUCAACAAUUGUAUCUUGAUAGCAACAACUUCUCCGAUGAAGUUCCUGACCAAAUAUCUAGCCUAAAAUAUUUAGAAAUUUUGAAUCUCUCCACGAAUCAUUUGAUCGGGAAAAUCCCUUCGUCAACGACAAACCUUAGUUUCUUAAGCACAUUUGAUGUCUCAUACAAUAAUCUUGAAGGACGAAUACCAAUAGGCAUGCACCAGAGCUUCGACACUUCUGCAUUUAAGGGGAACCCGAAACUUUGUGGUGCUCCGCUUCCAAAUGAGUGCAGAGAAAUUGAUGUGGAUAAUAAGAACAACAUCAACCAAGAUGAGGACAAUAAAUAUGAUGAGCUUCCUUGGUUUUGUAUUUCUGCAGCCCUAGGUUACAUUGUUGGAUUUUGGGGAGUUUGCGGUUCCUUAGUUCUUAAGAAGACAUGGAGGCAUGCGUAUUUUCGGUUCCUGAAUAAUACUCUCAAAUAG